AAGAUGCGGACUCAGCUCGUUGGUGUUUGUCUGGCAAUCAUUGGCUUUCUUGGCACCAUUCUUAUCUGUGGACUGCCCAUGUGGAAGGUGACUGCCUUUGUCGGGGCAAACAUUAUUACUGCUCAGGUGUUCUGGGAAGGUUUAUGGAUGAACUGUGUGAUCCAGAGCACAGGUCACUCACAGUGUAAGGCCUACGACUCCGUUCUGGCUUUACCACAAGAACUGCAGGCCUCCAGGGCUCUGAUCUGUGUCUCCAUUGCUGUCAGUGUGGUGGCCAUUGGGCUCACUGUGGUCGGGGCCCGUUGCACCAACUUCUAUCGUGAUGACUGGAGGACCAAAUCCAAUGUUGGCGUGUCAGGAGGUGUGGUGUUUAUAAUCGCGGGGCUGCUGUGUAUCAUUCCUGUCAGCUGGUCAGCUCACAGCAUCAUCACAGGUUUCUACAACCCCUUGGCUACCAGUGAGAGGAGAGGAGAGCUGGGGGCGUCCAUAUAUGUGGGCUGGGCAUCCGGAGCUCUGCUCGUCAUUGGUGGAGGGGUGUUGUGUAGCACCUACAGAUGCUGA
Molecule: messenger RNA, 561 nt
Organism: Scomber japonicus (chub mackerel)
Lineage: Eukaryota; Metazoa; Chordata; Actinopteri; Scombriformes; Scombridae
Product: claudin-4-like
Exons: 1
Coding region: 4-561 (185 amino acids)
Biological process (GO): bicellular tight junction assembly; cell adhesion
Cellular component (GO): bicellular tight junction; plasma membrane
Molecular function (GO): structural molecule activity
Source: RefSeq, a predicted model, not a curated record